AUGUCCCCGACGGACCCGCACUCCAAGGGGGGCUGGGCCGGCUGCUGGCUGUGGGGAGCCCCCUCCCGUCUGCUCCCCACCCUGCUCCUGCUGCUGGCCUCCCUCCUGCCCUCAGCCAGGCCAGCCAGCCCCCUCCCCCAGGAGGAGGAGAUCGUGUUUCCAGAGAAGCUCAACGGCAGCGUCCUGCCUGGCUUGGGCGCCCCGGCCAGGCUGUGGUACCGCUUGCCCGCCUUUGGGGAGAUGCUGCUGUUGGAGCUGGAGCAAGACCCGGGCGUGCGGGUGGAGGGGCUGACGGUGCAGUACCUGGGCCGGGCGCCGGAGCUGCUGGGUGGGGCGGAGCCGGGCACGUUCCUCACCGGCACCAUCAACGGAGAUCCGGAGUCGGUGGCAUCUCUGCACUGGGACGAGGGAGCUCUGUUAGGGGUGCUGCAGUAUCGGGGGACCGAGCUCCACAUCCAGCCCCUGGAGGGAGGCGUCCCUAAUUCUGCUGGGGGUCCUGGGGCUCACGUCCUACGCCGGAAGAGCCCUGCCAGCGGCCAGGGCCCCAUGUGCAGCGUCAAGGCGCCUCCCAAGAACCCCAAGCCCAGCCCCCGAAGAGCCAAGCGCUUUGCUUCCCUGAGUAGAUUUGUGGAGACCCUGGUGGUGGCGGACGACACGAUGGCAGCGUUUCAUGGCGCAGGGCUGAAGCGCUACCUGCUCACGGUCAUGGCCGCCGCGGCCAAGGCCUUCAAGCACCCAAGCAUCCGCAACCCCGUCAGCCUGGUGGUGACGCGGCUGGUGGUUCUGGGCCCGGGCCAGGAAGGGCCCCCAGUGGGGCCCAGUGCUGCCCAAACCCUGCACCACUUCUGUGCUUGGCAGCGAGGGCUCAACACGCCCGAGGACUCGGACCCGGAUCACUUUGACACAGCCAUUCUGUUUACCCGUCAGGACCUGUGUGGGGUCUCCACCUGUGACACCCUGGGCAUGGCCGACGUGGGGACCGUGUGUGACCCGGCUCGGAGCUGCGCAAUCGUGGAGGACGACGGGCUCCAGUCGGCCUUCACUGCCGCUCACGAACUGGGCCAUGUCUUCAACAUGCUCCAUGACAACUCAAAGCCAUGUGUGGGCCUGAACGGGCCUCGGAGCACCUCCCACCAUGUCAUGGCUCCCGUAAUGGCUCACGUGGAUCCUGAGGAGCCCUGGUCCCCCUGCAGCGCCCGCUUCAUCACGGACUUCCUGGACAAUGGCUACGGGCACUGUCUCUUAGACAAGCCGGAGGCUCCCCUGCACCUGCCUGUGACUUUCCCUGGCAAAGACUAUGACGCCGACCGCCAGUGCCAGCUGACCUUCGGGCCUGACUCGCACCACUGUCCACAGCUGCCGCCGCCCUGUGCUGCCCUCUGGUGCUCUGGCCAUCUCAACGGUCACGCCAUGUGCCAGACCAAGCACUCGCCCUGGGCCGACGGCACCCCGUGUGGGCCCGCACAGGCCUGCAUGGGUGGCCGCUGCCUCCAUGUGGACCAACUCCAGGACUUCAAGGUCCCACAGGCCGGCGGCUGGGGUCCCUGGGGGUCCUGGGGCGGCUGCUCUCGGAGCUGCGGGGGCGGCGUCCAGUACUCCUCCCGGGACUGCACGCAGCCCGUCCCCCGGAACGGCGGCAAGUACUGCGAGGGCCGCCGCACCCGCUUCCGCUCCUGCAGCUCCCAGGACUGCCCCGCGGGCUCAGCACUGACCUUCCGUGAAGAGCAGUGCGCGGCCUACAACCACCGCCCCGACCUCUUCAAGAGCUUCCCAGGGCCCAUGGACUGGGUCCCUCGCUACGCGGGCGUGGCUGCCCGCGACCGGUGCAAGCUCACCUGCCAGGCGCGGGCCCUGGGCUACUACUACGUGCUGGAGCCGCGGGUGGUAGACGGGACUCCCUGCUCCCCAGACAGCACCUCGGUCUGUGUUCAAGGCCGCUGCAUCCAUGCCGGCUGUGACCGCGUCAUUGGCUCCAAAAAGAAAUUCGAUAAAUGCAUGGUGUGCGGCGGGGACGGUUCUGGCUGCAGCAAGCAGUCUGGCUCCUUCAGAAAGUUCAGGUAUGGCUACAACAGUGUGGUCACUAUACCGGCGGGGGCCACCCACCUCCUGGUGCGGCAGCAGGAGCCCCCAGGUGUGCGGAGCCUCUACCUGGCCCUGAGACUCGCCAAUGGCUCCUAUGCCCUCAAUGGUGAAUACACGCUAACGCCCUCCUCCACCGACGUGGUGCUGCCGGGGGCCGUCAGCCUGCGCUACAGCGGGGCCACAGCAGCCGCCGAGACGCUGGCCGGACACGGGCCCCUGGCCCAGCCCUUAAUGCUGCAGGUCCUGGUGGCCGGUGACCCCCAGAAUGCCCGCGUCCGGUACAGUUUCUUCGUGCCCCUGCCGGCCCCUCCACUGCAGCCUGCUCCCCGGGACUGGCUGCACCGAAAGGCGCAGAUCCUGGAGGUGCUGCGGAGGCGCCCCUGGACCGGCAAGAAAUAGCCUCACCGUCCCGGCGCCCUGGCGCCGCCAGACUGAGCUGGGAGAGGGGGCUUCGAAGGAGCCUCGUGCUGGACACCGUGGGGAGGGCGCACCCCCCAACAAGGAUGCGCAGGCCGGCCCUGCCUGCUCCUGCCCUGGAGGCAGCCACCUGGGUGCAAGGGCUGGGAGACAGUCCGGUCUAAACUGCCCUCUGCCCUGCUGGUCAUAGGAGGCGGAGGCGGCAGGGUGGCCCUGUUGUAUUUAUUUAGUAUUUAUUCACUUAUUAGCACCAGGAAGGGGCUCUGGGGAAACUGACCUCUGCCCCUCGUGGCCUCAUUCUGGCCAGCAAAUCUGGGGUGGGGUGAUGAGCCCAGUGUCCUGUGUGUGUGCGUGCGCGCGCGUGUGUGUGUGAAGAUGUGCGUGUGUGUGAAGGUGCGCGUGUGUGUGAAGGUGUGCGUGUGUGUGAAGGUGUGCGUGUGUGUGUGUGAAGGUGUGC
Molecule: messenger RNA, 2956 nt
Organism: Myotis myotis
Lineage: Eukaryota; Metazoa; Chordata; Mammalia; Chiroptera; Vespertilionidae
Gene: ADAMTS4
Product: ADAM metallopeptidase with thrombospondin type 1 motif 4
Exons: 9
Coding region: 1-2481 (826 amino acids)
Biological process (GO): proteolysis; extracellular matrix organization
Cellular component (GO): extracellular matrix
Molecular function (GO): metalloendopeptidase activity
Source: RefSeq, a predicted model, not a curated record